Nothoprocta perdicaria is the source of this 2217-nucleotide messenger RNA. RefSeq names its product ring finger protein 157 (gene RNF157). Bases 1 to 2217 code for a protein of 738 amino acids. NCBI's taxonomy places the organism in Eukaryota, Metazoa, Chordata, Aves, Tinamiformes, Tinamidae. Gene Ontology annotation, biological process: protein ubiquitination. The record is from RefSeq and is a predicted model, not a curated record. Gene Ontology annotation, molecular function: ubiquitin protein ligase activity. Gene Ontology annotation, cellular component: cytoplasm. The transcript is spliced from 19 exons.
AUGGGGGCGCUGAGCAGCCGGCAGAACGCGGCCGUGGAGGAGGUGGAUGUCCCCGCCAAUUCCCUCUACAGAUACCCGCCGAAAUCCGGGAACUACUUUGCCAACCACUUCAUCAUGGGCGGCGAGAAGUUCGACUCGACGCACCCCGAGGGCUACCUCUUUGGCGAGAACAGCGACCUCAACUUCUUGGGCAACCGCCCUGUCCCGUUCCCCUAUGCUGCUCCACCUCCUCAGGAACCCGUGAAGACCCUCAGGAGCUUAAUCAACAUCCGCAAGGACACCCUGCGCCUCGUUAAGUGCUCGGAAGAGGUGAAGACACUGGGGGAAGAGGUGAGCAAGGCAAAGGUGCACUACAACGUGGAGUUCACCUUCGACACAGACGCCCGUGUCGCCAUAACCAUCUACUACCAGGCGAGYGAGGAGUUCCAGAACGGAGUGGCAAGCUACAUCCCCAAGGACAACAGCUUGCAGUCGGAGACGGCGCACUACAAACGGGGGGUAUGCCAGCAGUUCUGCAUGCCCUCGCACACCGUGGACCCCUCGGAGUGGCCAGAGGAGGAGCUGGGCUUUGACCUGGACCGGGAGGUGUACCCCAUGGUGGUGCAUGCCGUGGUGGAUGAAGGGGACGAGCACAUGGGCCACUCUCACGUGCUGCUGGCCACCUUUGAGAAGCACACCGACGGCACCAUCUGCGUGAAGCCCCUCAAGCAGAAGCAAGUGGUGGACGGCGUAAGCUACCUCCUCCAGGAGAUCUACGGCAUCGAGAACAAGUACAACACGCAGGACUGCAAGGUGGCCGAGGACGAGGUGAGCGACAACAGCGCCGAGUGCGUCGUGUGCCUCUCCGAUGUGCGCGACACCCUCAUCCUGCCGUGCCGCCACCUCUGCCUGUGCAACACGUGCGCCGACACGCUGCGCUACCAGGCCAACAACUGCCCCAUCUGCCGCCUGCCUUUCCGCGCCUUGCUGCAGAUCCGAGCCAUGAGGAAAAAGCUGGGCCCGCUGUCCCCCACCAGCUUCAACCCCAUCGUUGCCUCGCAGGCCUCCGACUCGGAGGAGCACUCGUCCUCGGAGAACAUCCCGCCGGGCUACGAGGUGGUGUCCUUGCUGGAGGCCCUCAACGGGCCGCUGGCGCCGUCACCGGCCGGGCCGCGGAUGCGCGCGCUGGGCGAGGGCCGCGGCGCGGGGCCGCUGCCCUCCUACGGCGGCGAGGGCCGCCUGCCGCCGCUGCGCGCCCUCUCGCCCCUCGACGGCCACAGCCAGGGGCUCAAGCUGAAGAAGAGCCUGUCCAAGUCCAUCUCGCAGAGCUCCUCCAUCUUGCCCGAAGAGGAUGAGGAGAAGUCCUACAGCGAGUCAGAGGUCAGGAUUGUCCCGAGGAAGUCACCUGCUCGGCACGAGGAGGAAUGCGGCGUGACGCCCGAGAGUGAGAACUUCACCCUGUCCUCGUCAGGAGCCAUCGACCAGUCCUCGUGCACUGGCACCCCGCUCUCCUCCACCAUCUCAUCCCCAGAAGACCCUGUGAGCAGCAGUCUGGCCCAGUCCGUCAUGUCCAUGGCCUCCUCGCAGAGCCAGCACUCUCAGAUCAGCACCGACACCGUCUCUUCCAUGUCAGGCUCCUAUAUCGCUCCUGGCACGGAGGAGGAGGGUGACAUGCUCCCGUCACCGGCGGCGGCCAGCGCCGUGACCUCYGAAGGAGAGUCGACACCUGUGGAAUCCCCGGAUCUCAACUUCGUCAGCAUCUCUGCCGAGGAGCGUGAUGCCGAGGGUAACGACGUGCUGGAAGACGAGGACAUCUCUCCCACGCAGGAAGACGGCCCGAGGACAGGCGCUUUCCUCGGUCUGCGCUGCGACAAUAACAAUGACGUGGCCAUCGCACACGUGAAAGUGCUGGACAAUAAGCUGUGCUCUGAGGCCUGCUUACCUGGUGAGUGGCCGCCUGCCGAACAUGAACUCGGGCUGGGGGGGACAUUUUUUGCUCUGCCCUGUGUCACUCCCCGUCCUCCUGAUCUUCCUGCCCUUUCUCACUGUCAUCUAUCCUCAUCUCCAUCCCACUGUCCAUCCCACUGUGUGGCUGCCCACCAGUUUUGCAGGGGACGUGAUUUGAGGGAGAACUCGGUGUUCGUGUCAGAGCUGCUGGCGUUUGAGCUCUGCAGCAUUGCUGGUUUCGAUGCACUGAAAGUAGGUGCUCAUCCAGAGGUCUAUCCGGGACAAGCAUAG